AAAACUCAAAAGGAGGAAGUUAAAGAACCACCAGAAGACAAAGACUUUGAGGGAAAUGAUACAGGAAAUAUUUCUUUAUAAAACAAGCAAACAUCGGAGAUGUCGUUAUGAAGGCUAAUCUAGGAAAUACCGGUGCGUUAUCACUCAGCGCUUGUGAGUGCUCAAAAAGUUUCGGAGCAGACCCCCGCGGAAUCAAAAGUCAUAAAUCAAUGGGGGUACGUGUAUUACAGACGUGAGCAGCAUGGUCCUGCCUCUUCAUCGCAUUCUGUAUCUUUUGGUGGCAUAACAACGCUGGCGAGGAACGGAGUAACACGUGUAUUCGAGAGCAUCUUGUUGAAAAAGAGUUAUUUACAGUGCAGUACAAACUCGAUAGAGAUCCUUGUUCGAACAAUCAAAACUAUCAGCCAAUCAGUUACGUGAAUCUGGUUUAGCUGGUCUUUCUGUUGGGGUUAGGAAACUUCUCAGGAUCAUUCAUUGUGUAAUCACAAAGAGCAUCGCUGUAAUUUUGUUCGGUCGCGUCACACACAACAGUUUGAACAGUGGGAUUUAUAAACCUCGUGGAUCAGUGCUGUUGUCGGGGGUAAAUGUUUUGCAGGUUCUAUGGAGUUGUGGUCGUAUCCGGGAAUGUACUCCUAAGCUAAGCAACAGACUGGGAAAUCAUACAUACACGCGUUGACAUUGAAUUAUAAACAUUGAUUGGUAAUAAUCAUCAUGAAGGUCUACAUAAGUUUGAUAACACUUCUCGUCUGUUUCAGCUUUUGUCAUGCAUCCCUGAUAGAUGUGAUGCCAGACUGCUGUGAAAGGGGUGCAUCAUUUGCCGGUUUAGGCCGCACGUGCGACGACCUAGAGGCAAUCCCUGAUAUAGCGCCAGGGGACCAUGGGAUCUGUAUGGUUAUAAUGAAGUCAUGCUGUGCAAACAGUCUCGGGCCAGUCUUGUGUGAAAGAGCUCUUAAUCACAGGAUGAAUGUAGGCAGUUGUCAGACCAUGAACAAUGACACAUGUUUCUCAGCUGGCAGGGAAUGCUGCGAUUGCUGUGAGCUUGGUAUCAAUGCAUUUCAUGAUGGUAUCGAGUGUGAAUCCAUGAGAACAGGGACAUCUUGUGACCGUGCCUUCGCCUACUGCUGUAAGGCGGCUGCCUCUAGUUUUGAUGUGCGUAGAGAUUUUGGGGAAAAUGAAUGUUCCCUGCAAACGAGCCACAGAUUGUGUACAGAACGAUGCGUUAAUCUGAUUGACAACUAUGUUUGUGAGUGUCAUCCGGGCAAUCAUUUACUGGAGGACAACAUUACCUGUGUAGCUGAUGGUGAUACAAGACCCCCUCCUAGAUACUUGGCAUGCAGUCAGGCACCUUGCCAGCAUGAAUGUCGUCAAGUUGGCAGAGAGUAUGAGUGCUACUGCCGUACAGGAUAUGAGCUCCUGUCAGAUGGGUAUACUUGUGAAGAUGUUGAUGAAUGUGCUGUGACUGAUUCGUUAGCAUGCAACUACGCAGAGAGAUGUCUCAACACCAUUGGUUCCUUUAAUUGCAUUAGUGAUGUGGUGUGCCGAAGUGGACUAAAAUACGACCCUGUAAAUCAGUAUUGUGUUGAUAUUGAUGAGUGUGCUGAGAGGACUGACACCUGUGAUGAACGAAGCAUUUGUGAAAACAGGUACGCCAGCUAUACUUGUCAACAUGCCAGCUGCCCAACAGGUUACUACUAUGACAGGACCGUGUCACAAUGCAAUGAUAUUGAUGAAUGUGCUAGAGGCACUCAUGAAUGCCUAGAUGGAGCUCGGUGUGAUAAUCUACCAGGAAGCUUUCAUUGUACCAGGAUUGUACCCUGUGGCACAGGAUACACUAUCAAUGGAGUCACACAGCAGUGUGUUGAUGUCGAUGAAUGCAGUCAGCAGAGCCACGACUGUGAGAUAAAUGAGCUCUGUAUAAAUAUCAGGGGAAGCUACGACUGUCAGUCUUGUCCUCGUGGUUUCAAGACCAAUGGCAAUGUGAACAGGUGUACACAGGAUAUUAAUGAAUGCCAGGAAGGUACAUUCGACUGCAGAGAAGGUACAAGGUGUGAAAAUAAUGUGGGAAGCUAUACCUGUAUUUCUAUCUGUAUGACUGGUUUCGAAUAUAACAGAAUUCUGCGUGCCUGUAUGGAUGUGGAUGAAUGUCGCAGAGGACUUGCCAAUUGCGCAACAUAUGAGAUCUGUCAGAACACCAAUGGAAGCUUCAGUUGUGGUUGCAGACAAGGAUUCAGACAAAACAACUAUGGGCAAUGUGUCGAUAUUGAUGAGUGUCGAGAAGGACUGAGUGAGUGUAAGCCUAACCAAAGAUGUUACAACCUACAGGGACAGUACCAGUGCCGCAACAUGUGCAGAAAUGGUUUCAGGUUCAACAACUUUAACAGCGCCUGUGAAGAUAUUGAUGAGUGCGCUGAAGGACUGGAUGUUUGCCAGAACAACCAGCGCUGCAUCAACCAGGAAGGAGGCUAUGUCUGUCAGUGUCCUGCAGGUCACCAGGCAAACAGAGAUCGAGCCACAUGUGAAGAUAUUGAUGAGUGCAGUCUGGGGCUGUGCAGGGGAACUUGUGAGAAUCUUCCAGGCUCCUACGUGUGCACCUGCCCAGCUGGCUAUGCUUUGAUGGAGAAUAAUGUCACCUGCAAGGACCUUGACGAGUGCUCAACGGGAACUGACACUUGCAUACAGGAUGAGGUCUGUUUCAACACGCGCGGUGGACACAAGUGUGAAAGCGUCGUCUGCCCAGAGUACUACCAAGUCCGAACAAGCAAUGACAACAUCCAAUGUGUGAAGACCUGUCCACGUACCGGUAAUGCACCGGACUGCCCACCUGGCAACUUGAACAGUACCAUCAGCCAUACCUUCGUGGCUCUUCCCAGCAUUCCGUUCCUGAGGCAACCAAUCAGAUUGCUUACAAUAGGGCUUCCAAACUACAGGAGUGCUUAUGGCGGGAGCUCACAGACGUACUUCAGAUCAAUUAGUGGCAACGAGGAUCAGUACUUUGUCAUUACGCGAUUAUUCCCCAGAGGAUUACCUACAGGUUACGUGUCCCUACAAAAGCCCAUCUCUGGACCCUUUGAAACCGUUCUGCACCUAGAGAUUGUGACCGAAGUGAGGAAUCCAGUCACCCGAAGGACGGAGGUGACAGCGACAUCUUAUCUGAUGAUCCACAUAGAUGUGGGAGAGCAAUCUUACUAGAUCCUAACAUAGAACCAAGAUGUAUGGAAUACCAUCAGUGCUCUGGGGACAUGUAUGGCCAGAUAAGUCUUAUGUAUGAUUGGACUCAUGGAUUAUUUGCACAAUUUGGAGGGUUGUCAUUUCGAGUAAUGGACAUCAAACUUGCAGCCGUCUAUCAUUUCCAGGACCAUUCAAUCCAUUUACAUGGUUCCUUUUGUAAGCCUAAUUAGGAUUGAGCAAUUUCAACAAUGACUUAACUCAGUAUGAUACCGGUAUCAAUAUCCAUAAAGAUAAUGCGAGUCAUUUAUUUGCUGGAUAGUGUCUUUGCUAUAUUUGAAUGCAAAGAGAGAAGGAGUAGUGGAAUAGACAGAGGGAUAGGGAAAUGAAGAGAGGAGACAAGGGUACAUUAAGGAGAGGGAGAUAUUAAUUAUUACAUAAGUCAUAAAAGAGACCAGAAUUCAAAUUUGAUAUAUAAUACUGUUAAAUUUAACCACUAAUGCAGGAAACCUUUUUGGUGCUAAAAAAAUAUGUUAUGUACCGGUACAUUGUUUGGUAUGAAUGUAUUUAGAUUUUGAUAUGUAAUUUUACAUACUUGAACAUCUAUGCAUUGUGUAUUAAAGUCUAUGUGCUGUAGUGCUAUGUGCAUAGAAAUCUUUUUGCUGUGUAUGGAAUAUAUAGAGUGACAGUCAGAUUUAGAUUGUUUGAUAAUCAUUGAAAGAAUGGAGAAAGUAAAAGGAUGUAUUGUUUUCUAUGUGCUGGUCAGUAAAUCAAAAUACUCCAUAUGCUAUGCACAGUGAAAUACUCUUUGUCUGCAUUCAGUUUAUGUCAUUUGAAUUUUAUAGCUAUAUAGAUUUUGAAACACCAAAAGAAUGUCCAGCAACAAAAAUGACGUAGUCCAAAGAUGGUGUUUCACUUUGCAUGGCAAGGUGUUAUUUUCAUAAAAAUAAAUUGAUGGUAAAAAUUAACUUUCAAAAAUAAAAAUCUUAAUUGCCCGUAACGCAAUUGUACAUACAUGUAUGUCCAUAUGUUGUCAUGAAAUGCUGAGACUGCCCCCCCCCAAAAAAAAAAAAGAAGAGAAAAUUGCUAGGGAAAAUUUAGGUCAUCUUCUAAAAUUCAGAGUCCAUUUAUUCUACUCAUUUAUUUCAAAGCCAGGUUUUAUAUCAUACAUGUAUAUAUAAAUCAUGCAUAUUAUACAUAUUAUGUAAAAUAUUUAGAAGUAAGAUCCAUCUCUGUGUUAACAUUGUCGAAAAGUGCUAGUUUUUGCAAGCUGUGAAAGAUUUGUAGAGUGAAGCAAAAGAUCAAAAGGGAAUUAAAAAAAAGGUUUUAUAAUGAUUUGAGGGAAGUUAAUCAUUUUUAUGAAUUUUUUAAAUAGUACUUUAAACGUACAUGCAUCUAUAAUCUAAAGGAUGCCUUGAUGGCUUUAUUACCAUGUUAUUGAAUGAGUGUGACAAUUUUUUCUUCUAAAAUUGAACAUCGAGGAGUUUGCAUACUGUCAUGUUUAUAUAUUUCUCAACUUGUAAAUAUUGAUUUUUAUGUUUCAUGUUUUUUUCUUCUUUUCUAUAAAAUUAACAAAGAUUAUGCCUCAUUGUACUACACUUUCUUAACAAUCAUUGCACACAUGAACAUUGAUGUACCAUUCAAAAUAUGAAACAAUCAUCUCCUUUUAGAAGUCUGACAAAUUAAAUCUAUUUUUAAAUUAAA
Molecule: messenger RNA, 4869 nt
Organism: Strongylocentrotus purpuratus (purple sea urchin)
Lineage: Eukaryota; Metazoa; Echinodermata; Echinoidea; Camarodonta; Strongylocentrotidae
Product: fibulin-1
Exons: 19
Coding region: 712-3189 (825 amino acids)
Cellular component (GO): extracellular region
Molecular function (GO): calcium ion binding
Source: RefSeq, a predicted model, not a curated record